This is a messenger RNA of Volvox carteri f. nagariensis, 2649 nucleotides long. RefSeq lists its product as uncharacterized. Lineage: Eukaryota; Viridiplantae; Chlorophyta; Chlorophyceae; Chlamydomonadales; Volvocaceae. Gene Ontology annotation, cellular component: membrane. Bases 1 to 2649 code for a protein of 882 amino acids. The transcript is spliced from 9 exons. Gene Ontology annotation, biological process: potassium ion transmembrane transport; regulation of membrane potential. The record is from RefSeq and is a predicted model, not a curated record. Gene Ontology annotation, molecular function: voltage-gated potassium channel activity.
AUGAUUGUCGAAUAUAGGACGGCCUACAUUACAAGUCAGGGGGAGCUGGUGCGGGUGCCGCACCGCAUUGCGCUGCACUACCUUCGCGGCAUGUUCUUGCUGGACCUGGUUUCGGCGCUCCCACUGGACGAGAUUCUUUACGAGACGAGCUUCCGCAAGGGUGCCGUCUGGCUCGGGCUGCUCAAGCUGCCACGCCUGUUCCGCCUGAUUCGGCACGUAAAUGUGCUCACACGGACCAAGUAUAUCAACAUCGUGGGAGUGGCCCGCCUGCUGGGCAUUAUGCUUCUUAUCACGCAUUGGGCGGCGUGCCUGUGGCACUAUCUCUUCGUCAAGGUGCCAGAUCGACCGGAAACAUACAAUAACGUGGAACGCGUCUUCGCAGUCAUCCUCUUGUCCAUGGGCGCCUGCUUGUACGCCGUCGUUGUGAGCAGCAUUACGAUGCUAGUCACAAACAUGUGGAGCAUGGCCUCGCGCCACAAGCAGCGUUCCGCAAUGCUUCAAGACGCACUGAGGUACAAGGGCGCCUCACAUAGUAUGCGCGUCCGUGUGGACGAGUACUAUGAUUUUAUGGCCCAGUUUGACCAUCCAGGCCCCGACGGUGUUUCUUUGCUAUCUGAGCUGCCAGCUGCCUUGCACGCUGAGGUGCUAUCCUCAGUAUUUGAGCGCAUGCUGGUAAAGGUUCAACUGUUCGCCUAUUGCGAGCGACCCUUCUUAUGGCGGCUCGCGCAGCGGCUACGGCUGUCGCUGUACAUGCCCGGUGAUAUCGUGUACGACCUUGGCAGCGUGGGUCACGACAUGUACGUCAUCUGGAAGGGCGCCGUGGGCCUUAUUGCGAUAGACGGUUGCAUGUCGGCGCUGCUGUGCAAUAACGACCACUUUGGCGAGCUGGGGCUUAUGAAUGACAGUACACCACGGCCACACCGAGCCGUUGCACUGCGUCAGUGUGAUAUAAUGAUUCUCAGUCUCUGGGACCUGCAGGACGCCAUGCGAGAUUUUCCCGAUAGCGCUCAGCUCGUCAAAGGCCGGGCCCGGGUGCAGCUGGAGGACCACGAGGCGGGUCCGGCAGUGUGGGCGGCAUCACUGGCUGCUGGCAAGACGCCACGGCACGAGCUUCACCUUCGAGACUCCAAGAAAAGUCUUGCCUCGAGUGAAGAGGAAGAUGUUCCGGCGCCGGAUGGCAUGGCGGCUGUUCAUGACCGAUUGUCACCCGCCUCCUCUUCCGUGGUGCGACCCUUCCGGGACUCCGACUCGUCAAGCCGAGCACCCGCACUGGAUUUGAAUGGCGAUGAUCAUGGAAGCUGCGAUGCUGAUGGUGGCGGCCGUGGUGGCGAUGGUGAGGGCGGCCGUGGUGACGAUGGUGAGGGUGGUCGCGGUGGCGAUGGCGGCGAGGUCGCAACGACUAUAUCAGUGGUGAAGGGCAUUCUGCGCAGUGCCAGCCUUCGCUGGCUGCCGAUAUGGAACAGUACCGGACCAAACGGGCCAGGGCAGUCAACCUCAGCAAACGGCAAUGGCAGUAAUCGGGGGCCCGUAGUGGAGGCGAUGGAGUACACCAGCUCCAGGGCAAUUGGGACCCAUGGGUCAUCUGUGGAUGCGUUCAACUCCUCCGUACCUGGGCCAAAAAGCCCGCAGGGCUGCCCUGCUUCCACUUGGGAGUCGACACAGGCCCUUUUCCGGCAUGUCUGGCGAGGGGCAAAGCCAGUAUGUGAAUCAACAAACCGUGAGAACGUACAGCUGGGUGCCGUUCCCGGCCAGCCUGGCCUAUACCAGCGGCUCUCACCGCAGCAGAAGCAGGACCUCCAGUCGAUUCUGCCCAGGCCUCUACCAUCCGAGACCCGGCAGGGCUUGGGAAGCGGAUGCAAUGAGGUUGCGGUAUGGGAUAAAGAUCCGGUGGAGAGGUCCGCCUGGUCGUGUAGCUCGACACAGGGCGCAAACAUGCAUGAGCUGGUUGACAACAAGGACGUGCCUAUUUGGGACAUCGCAGCUGGAGGCCUGGGUAGGGCUUUAGGCCAUCGAAGCAUGGCGGACCGUGGCGGGGAUGCAGCUGGUGGCAGGUGCGUUGGGGGGCACAGCAGGAACAAAGCCGCACGGUUACGCACGCAGAGCAGUGAUGGUCUUGGAUUGAGCGAGGAAGACAGGGAGGAUGACCACGCCCCACGCUUGCUCGUGCUGCAAGCCCAGCCCUUCCUGGGUCUCGACCCCUUGGGACCGCUGUUCGAUGACGUGGCCAAGGCGGCCGCAGCAUCCGUCGCUGCAGAACAGCAGCAGCAACGCCGCCGCAUGCGGGCUGGCUACCAACCCACCGCGACAGCCAGCGGCGGCGCCAACCUACAUCAGCGACCGGCGCGCACUUCGUCAGCGUACGGUGAUCAUGACACAACGCAGGAUCUUGUACAGCCCGCUGAGAUGUGGAAUCUUAGCCGAAAGGUACGGCGAUCGUCUAUGCGUAUGGAUGCAGUGGACCCCACCGGCGGCAGCCGAAGGGGCCGCUUGGCGUCAGAUGGCGGUGAUGCAAAGUGGACGCGCGGCUUUGUCGAAGGCUGGCUGGGAGAGCAAUCUGGAAAGGACCCCAGAUUUGCAACGCUGGAGCGGCAGCUGGCCGAAGCUCGCAGGCAGCUGGCUUCCGUGUUUGAGAACCCGCUUCAGGUAUAA